AUGUGUAAUCCAGCGGAGACUGCCAGAAUGCUGGAAAGAAUUUCUCAGUUUUUGCUAGCGGAAGAUGAUUCUUUUCCACCUCCCUCUCUCACUACAACCACUGCCAUUUCCGCGCAGGCGCAACAAUUCUGUGCAAUUCCAAUACACGAAGAAAGUUUUUCCCAAUCCUCCCCGACUCUUUGUCCUCUGGACGCUGCCUCACAUUCUACAGUUUGCGGCCACAAACAUCUGUCAAAUGACAGUGAUAUGACAUUGCACGAAGCCGCAAACAGGGAGCGGAGAUCAGUUAGUCCGGCAGAACAAAACGAAAAGGAUUCAGAGGCAGUGACGUAUAAAGAUGGAAAAAAACACUACAGAGGAGUGAAGCAAAUUAAAGGGGGAGGAAAAUUUGCGGCAGAGAUAAGAAACCCUGAUAAGAAAGGCUCAAGAUUUUGGCUUGGCACCUUCAGUACUGCGGAAGCUGCUGCUGAGGCAUAUGACCGUGCGGCGUUUAAAAUGCGCGGUAGCAAAGCUAUUCUUAACUUUCCCCUGAACGUUGAGUCCGGAUGUUAUGUAGAUUCGCAUUCUCAAUCAUCCACUUCAUUCAGCUUGUCAAAUAAAAGAAGCAGAAUAAGCAAAGAUGAAUGGGAAUAUUCCUCAAAAUAA
Molecule: messenger RNA, 645 nt
Organism: Cryptomeria japonica (Japanese cedar)
Lineage: Eukaryota; Viridiplantae; Streptophyta; Pinopsida; Cupressales; Cupressaceae
Product: pathogenesis-related genes transcriptional activator PTI5-like
Exons: 1
Coding region: 1-645 (214 amino acids)
Biological process (GO): ethylene-activated signaling pathway; regulation of DNA-templated transcription
Molecular function (GO): DNA-binding transcription factor activity; DNA binding
Source: RefSeq, a predicted model, not a curated record